Terrapene triunguis (Three-toed box turtle) is the source of this 302-nucleotide messenger RNA. Its product is annotated as B9 domain-containing protein 2-like. Lineage: Eukaryota; Metazoa; Chordata; Testudines; Emydidae. Gene Ontology annotation, cellular component: MKS complex. The transcript has a single exon. The annotation marks the transcript as partial. Gene Ontology annotation, biological process: cilium assembly. The record is from RefSeq and is a predicted model, not a curated record.
CAGGUCUGGCACCAGGACCCCUUCGGGCGCAGGGAGCUCUACGGCUACGGCUUCUGCCACGUGCCGUGCAGCCCGGGCUGGCACGCGCUGGCCUGCGUCACCUGGCAGCCCCUGGGCUCCUGGCAGGAACGGCUCUCCCAGCUCUUUGUGGGCGGGGGGCCCCAGCUGCUGAACAGCGACCUGAUCUACACGGGGGCCGACCGGUACCGCCUGCAGACCAGCGCCGCGGGCACCGUGCACCUGGAGCUGGGCGUGCUGCUGCGCCACUUCGCCCGCUACGGGGUGGAGUGCUAGGGAGUGGG